GGACAGCUUUCUGCCGAUCCUUUCCGUCAUCCCCAACAUCUAAAAGCAUCACUCAUUCGGUGUCUAAUCGUUGUGUAGUGAAACAACAGAGCACCUGGUCCGACUUCUCGAAGACUUCCAGUCCUGCCUGCCUCCUCUCAUUGCCUGGUAUUAGAAAGUGGUAUUGUAUCUCACCUUCAAAAUGCAGCUAUUAUCCGGACUAGUGAAAACCACCCUGCCUAACUACUUGGCCGGAUUGCCGAUCCCGGACAGCUUCGGUGGAUGGUUCCGGCUGGGAUUCACGGACUGGCUCUCGCUGAUCCCGCCAACUGCCGCCGUCGGAGGCCUGGUCUAUGUGUCCUAUCUGGCGUUCUGCCCGGAGGCCCGGCCCAAGCCCAGCACCAAGGUGAACCGUAGCAUACGCAUGGCCGAGGCCAAGGUUGUGGACAUGAUCGACAUCGAGGACAUCGCCGAGAAGGCCGCGUUCUGCCGCUGCUGGAAGUCCAAGAAUUGGCCUUACUGUGACGGAUCGCACGGUCCUCACAACAAGGAAUGCCAGGAUAACCUCGGACCGGUGGUCGUUCAGCGUAAAAAGAACUAAAGCGCGUAAUCCAAAGCAAAGCAGUGGGACACUCGAAAGUUCCGAUGGAUUCCAAUUGUGUAAUUGAAUAGUGCUUUUAACAUGCAUCUAAAAAUCAAUACGAAAAUAGAAAAUUACGUGCAUUAUACCGUUAGCGCUAGGAUAUGCAUAGAAUCUUAAUAGGAAACCCAAUUCAAAAAAAAAAAAACGAGAGAGAAAAGAAGAGACGGCAUUCAUACAUCACAUCAUUCUGUUUAUCGAAUUCUUCAUUUUUUUAAUUGUCAUACAUGGUAACUAAAAACUACUUACUUCAAUGCAACAACAACAAAAAACGGUGAUGGCAGAUAAUAACGUCAUUAAGUUCAUUUUUCACUUAAUGUUCGAACUUUUAUUCUUGAUAUUUUUGUCUAACAUCAAACCUUAUGGAAGAGACGUGACUCAACCAAAAACAUACAGCAUGUUUCCUUAAUUAGUACGUACUAACUUUUUCAAUCGACGGUUGACAUAAUAGAAGAGAUACCUUUUACAGGGCAGAUGGUGCUAGAUGAACCGUUAAAACUGCCGAAUGUUCUAAACAUUGUACCGUUUUUUUCUUUCCAAUUCCAAAUUGAUAUCGUGGAUAAUAAAUUGAGCAAGUUGAGUUAUGAA
Aedes aegypti (yellow fever mosquito) is the source of this 1207-nucleotide messenger RNA. It is a transcript of the gene Cisd2, whose product is annotated as CDGSH iron-sulfur domain-containing protein 2 homolog. NCBI's taxonomy places the organism in Eukaryota, Metazoa, Arthropoda, Insecta, Diptera, Culicidae. Gene Ontology annotation, molecular function: 2 iron, 2 sulfur cluster binding. The coding region runs from base 182 to 580 and encodes 132 amino acids. The record is from RefSeq and is a predicted model, not a curated record. Gene Ontology annotation, cellular component: mitochondrial outer membrane; intracellular membrane-bounded organelle. Gene Ontology annotation, biological process: regulation of autophagy. The transcript is spliced from 4 exons.